Amphibalanus amphitrite is the source of this 924-nucleotide messenger RNA. RefSeq names its product glycine-rich protein-like. NCBI's taxonomy places the organism in Eukaryota, Metazoa, Arthropoda, Thecostraca, Balanomorpha, Balanidae. The transcript has 2 exons. The record is from RefSeq and is a predicted model, not a curated record. Bases 241 to 633 code for a protein of 130 amino acids.
UCCCCCUUGUCAACAGCACCUUUGGCUGACCUUGUAUAUACUUGUCAGACUUCCUGCCCCGCUCCGUCGACAUUGCACCGGAAUUUCGUCGGGCGGGGCUGUAGGCGUGACCAGCGGCCAACGCACAGCAAUCGUGUCUCUCAGCCAGUUCAGUAGGUAUAUAAGGGAAAUCUGGCGGCAUAGCAGUCACACACUCAACUCGGCUCCUUCAGGACAACAGCUCAGAAACCGCCAGGCGCCAUGAAGCUGGUGAUCCUCUCGUGCCUGGUGGCUGCCUCCGCCGCUAGCCUCCUCGGCGGCUCCGGAUUUGGCCUGUUCAACGGAGGAGCGAUCGGCGGCAGCCUCUUCAACAACUUCGGCUACGGAAACCAGUACGGCCUCGGUAACCUGGGAUACGGAAACCAGUACGGCCUCGGAAACCUGGGCUACGGAAACCAGUACGGCCUCGGAAACCAGUUUGGACUCAAUAACUUCGGUCUGCUCGGCGCCCGUGGGAUCGGCCUCGGCUACGGAAACCAGUACGGCCUCGGAAACCUGGGCUACGGAAACCAGUAUGCAGGCUAUGGCCGUAGAUUUGGCUUCCGCAACUUUGGUCUGCUUGGCAGCCGUGGCUAUGGACGCUAUGGCUACUAAUUUUAUUGUUUAAAAGGUCUGGCGUAUAAAUGAUGCUAAAUCAAUGAAUGUGUGGCAGAAUGAACCAGCUGGAAUUCGUAAAUGUUUGUCCUACGUCUGAAUUUGCAUGGAGCACGCUCGAGUGUGCGUGUGUGUCUUUUUGUAAUUGUAUGUAAUAUAUAAGCAACACCAACUUUGAUAUUUUGCUCUGAGCGUGCGGUGCUCGGCUCUCAUGCAUAAAGACCGUAACGUAAAUAGUGCUUCGCUGAACAUAAAUUCGCACCAUGGUCGAAUGCAUAAUGCUAUUAUGUU